GAGAUGGUUCCGAGUAAGAAGAGCGCUGUCCUUGUGGAUGGGGUUGUACUGAAUGGCCCCACCACGGAUGCAAAAGCAGGAGAGAAAUUUGUGGAAGAGGCCUGUAGGCUAAUAAUGGAAGAGGUGGUCUUGAAAGCCACAGAUGUCCGUGAAAAGGUCUGUGAGUGGCGCCCUCCUGAACUUCUGAAAGAGCUUCUUGAUUUGGAGAUGAGAGACACAGGAGAGCCACACCACAGGCUGCUGGAGCUCUGCAGGGAUGUCAUCCACUACAGCGUCAAAACGAACCACCCAAGAUUUUUCAACCAGUUGUAUGCUGGACUUGAUUAUCACUCUUUGGUGGCCCGAUUUAUGACGGAAGCAUUAAACCCAAGUGUUUAUACGUAUGAGGUGUCCCCAGUGUUUCUGUUAGUGGAAGAAGCGGUUCUGAAGAAAAUGAUUGAAUUUAUUGGCUGGAAAGAAGGGGAUGGAAUAUUUAAUCCAGGUGGCUCAGUGUCCAAUAUGUAUGCAAUGAAUUUAGCUAGAUACAAAUACUGUCCCGAUAUUAAGGAAAAGGGGCUGUCUGGGUUGCCAAGACUAAUCCUUUUCACAUCGGCAGAGUGUCAUUACUCUAUGAAGAAAGCAGCCUCCUUUCUUGGGAUUGGUACAGAAAAUGUUUGCUUUGUGGAAACAGAUGGAAGAGGUAAAAUGAUACCUGAGGAACUGGAGAAGCAAAUCUGGCAAGCCAGGCAAGAGGGAGCAGCUCCAUUUCUCGUCUGUGCCACCUCUGGUACAACCGUGUUGGGUGCCUUUGAUCCUCUGGAUGAAAUAGCGGACAUCUGUGAGAGGCACGGCCUGUGGCUUCAUGUGGAUGCUUCUUGGGGAGGCUCCGCGCUGAUGUCGAGGAAACACCGCAGCCUCCUGCAUGGCAUCCACAGAGCCAACUCGGUGGCGUGGAACCCCCACAAGAUGCUGAUGGCUGGGAUUCAGUGCUGCGCUCUCCUUGUAAGAGACAAAUCCGACCUUCUCAAGAAAUGCUACUCUGCCAAGGCGUCUUACCUCUUCCAGCAGGAUAAAUUCUAUGAUGUCAGCUAUGACACAGGAGACAAGUCUAUCCAAUGCAGCAGGAGACCAGAUGCAUUCAAGUUCUGGAUGACUUGGAAGGCCCUGGGAACGUUAGGCCUUGAAGAAAGAGUGAAUCGUGCACUUGCUUUAUCUAGAUACCUUGUAGAAGAAAUCAAGAAAAGAGAAGGAUUCAGGCUACUGCUGGAACCUGAAUAUGCCAAUAUUUGCUUUUGGUACAUUCCACCGAGCCUUCGAGAUAUGGAAGAAGGACCUGAGUUCUGGGCAAAACUUAAUGUGGUGGCCCCGACCAUCAAGGAGCGGAUGAUGAAGAAGGGAAGCCUGAUGCUGGGCUACCAGCCCCACCGGGGAAAGGUCAACUUCUUCCGCCAGGUGGUGAUCAGCCCUCAAGUGAGCCGAGAGGACAUGGACUUCCUCCUGGAUGAGAUAGACCUACUGGGAAGAGACAUGUAG
Molecule: messenger RNA, 1512 nt
Organism: Hyaena hyaena (striped hyena)
Lineage: Eukaryota; Metazoa; Chordata; Mammalia; Carnivora; Hyaenidae
Gene: GADL1
Product: glutamate decarboxylase like 1
Exons: 14
Coding region: 4-1512 (502 amino acids)
Biological process (GO): carboxylic acid metabolic process
Cellular component (GO): cytoplasm
Molecular function (GO): carboxy-lyase activity; pyridoxal phosphate binding
Source: RefSeq, a predicted model, not a curated record